Chroicocephalus ridibundus (black-headed gull) is the source of this 5857-nucleotide messenger RNA. It is a transcript of the gene NPHP3, whose product is annotated as nephrocystin 3. NCBI's taxonomy places the organism in Eukaryota, Metazoa, Chordata, Aves, Charadriiformes, Laridae. Bases 283 to 4236 code for a protein of 1317 amino acids. Gene Ontology annotation, molecular function: protein binding. Gene Ontology annotation, biological process: convergent extension; kidney development; determination of left/right symmetry. The transcript has 27 exons. The record is from RefSeq and is a predicted model, not a curated record.
GAGAGGGAGGGAAGGAAGGCGGUGGCCCGCGGGGCGGCUUCCUCCCUCCCUUCCUCGUCCGGCCGCCGCAAGGAGCGGGCCAUGGCCCGCCGGCUCGAAAGGCCUUGCGGCUUGGACGGGCCGCGGCAGCGGUGAGGGGCGCUGGCCGGGGCGAGCAGCCGCCUCCGGGAACGCUCCGCCUCGGGUAUGCCCCCGCUGUCAGGGCCUGCCGGAGGCAGCGGCUCCUCCGCUCGGUGUUAAAGGCUCACCCGGCAGCGGGCGCGGCUGCGGCGUCCCCCGGCCAUGGGGACGGCGUCGUCCCUGGUGAACCCGUCCGGCGGGGUCGGGGAGGUGAUCGAGGACACGUACGGCGGCGGUGGCGGCGAGGCCUGUGAGAUCCCGGUGGAGGUGAAGCCCAAGGCCCGGCUGCUGCGCGGCUCCCUGCGGCGCGUCGGGGCCUCGCGGCCCGGUGGCCUCAUCGGGGCCAGCUUCAAGUCGACGGCCUCGGUGCAGGAGCUGGAGUGCAUGGCCGAGUACGAGCGCCUGAAGAAGGAGUACGAGAUCUUCCGCGUCAGCAAGAACAACGAGGUGGCCUCCAUGGUGAAGAAGGAGGCCAAACUGGACAGGGAGAACAAGCGGCUGCGGGCCGAGCUGCAGGCACUUCAGAAAACUUACCAGAAAAUACUUAGAGAGAAAGAAAGUGCAUUAGAAGCUAAAUACCAAGCCAUGGAGAGAGCUGCUACUUUUGAACAUGAUCGAGACAAGGUCAAAAGGCAAUUCAAGAUUUUUAGAGAAACUAAAGAAAAUGAGAUUCAGGACUUACUGAGGGCCAAACGAGAGCUAGAAGCAAAACUUCAGAGACUCCAGGCCCAAGGAAUCCAAGUGUUUGAUCCCGAAGAGUCUGAUUCUGACGAUAAUUGUACAGAUGUUACAGCUACUGGGGCACAGUCUGAAUACUGGAAUGGAGGAGCUUUGGGAAGUGAGCCAUCCAUGGGUAGUAUGAUGCAACUUCAGCAGUCUUUCAGAGGGCCUGAAUUUGCUCAUAGCUCCAUAGACGUUGAGGGACCAUUUGCAAAUAUAAACAGGGAUGAUUGGGAUGCUGCUGUCGCCAGUUUAUUACAGGUUACUCCUCUGUUUUCCCACUCUCUGUGGAGUAACACAGUAAGAUGUUUUAUUAUUAGUACUGAUGAGACUCAGCCAGAAGUGAACAUCUUCAUUAGAAACUACUCACCAAAACUUCAUAGAAUGUGUGAAACAAUGGGGUACUUCUUUCAAGUUGUUCAUUUUUCAUCAGAAAAUGAAAGGCCUCUUAAGGAUGUAAGAAAAUGGGAAAUUGAAAAAAGUUCAUUAGUCAUUUUGCUCCUGCAUUUAACUUUGCCAAGUUGUUUGUUGGAGGACUGUGAAGAAGCCUUCUUGAGAAAUCCAGAAGAAAAACCUCGGCUAAUUUACCACAGAAAGGAGGAUGGCAGAGUCAGUUCAGUCUCAGUGCAACAGUUAAUUGAGCAAAUUUCUUACGUGAACAAAGCAAAGAUGAUUGAUCAUUUUGGAGGUGUGGAGGAAGGAGCAUAUGAAAUCUAUAAUUGUGUCGAAAAGAUAAUUAAACAGGAUAUAUUGGGGUGCGAAACAACAGAAUUAGAAGGCAAGGAUUUGGGCACUAAGGAAGAGUCCACUGCUCCUGAAGAAGUUGUUUUUGGCGAUGUGUUGUGGGACGCACAUGAUGAACAAGAACAGAUGGAAGCUUUUCAGCAGGCCUCUAAUUCAACAUGUGAGCUGGGAUUUGAGAAAUAUUUUGAACGUCUAAAUGAUCUAGUAGCAGCACCAGCACCAAUUCCCCCUCUGCUUGUAUCAGGAGGACCAGGCUCUGGGAAAUCUCUACUACUGUCAAAAUGGAUUCAAUUGCAACAGAAGCAUUCACCAAACACACUAAUUCUUUAUCACUUUGUUGGGAGGCCCAUGUCUACUAGUUCAGAAUCUGCACUGAUAAUUAAACGCCUUACUUUAAAGCUUAUGCAACACUCAUGGUUAGUGUCACCUCUGACCUUGGAUCCAGCUAAACUUCUGGAAGAAUUUCCCCGCUGGUUGGAAAAGCUUUCUGCACGUCAUCAAGGCAGCAUUAUUAUAAUUAUUGAUUCUAUUGACCAAAUACAGCAAGCUGAGAAGCAUAUGAAGUGGCUGAUAGAUCCACUGCCAGUGAAUGUGAGAGUGAUUGUAUCAGUGAAUGUAGAAACGUGUCCACAGGCUUGGAGGUUGUGGCCCACUCUUCAUCUUGAUCCACUGAAUUCCAAAGAUGUUAAAUCUCUCAUUAGUGCAGAAUGUAACUCUGCAAAUGUUAAACUGACUAAAGAGCAGGAGAAGAAGCUUGAGAGACAUUGUCGUUCUGCCACAACUUGCAAUGCUUUGUAUGUCACUCUCUUGGGAAAAACCAUUGCUUGUGUUGGAAAUACAGGAAAUAUUGAUGAAACCCUUCAACGGUGUUUCCAGUGUCAAGACACAGUGUCACUGUACAGGCUUGUUCUGAGAUCAAUUCAAGAAUCAUUGCAGAGUGAUAAAGAGAAAAGUCUUUUGAGAGAGAUACUGUGUGUCAUCGGUGUUAGCCACAAUGGUGUGAGUGAGUCAGAGCUGAUGGAACUUUACCCUGAAUUGUCUUCUGCAGUGUUAGCCUCGCUUGUUCACAGCCUGCACAAAAUGUGUUUACUGACAUAUGGCUGUGGUUUGCUGAAGUUCCAGCACCUCCAGGCUUGGGAGAUGGUGAGAGUAGAGUAUAUGGAAGAAGGUGAAAAUGUUAUUUCUGCCUAUAGACAAAAACUAGUGGAGUAUUUCACCAUGCAGCUAAGUCGAGACCGAGUGACUUGGAGAAGUGCAGAUGAACUUCCCUGGCUCUUCCAGCAGCAGGGUGAUAAGCAAAAGCUGCACAAGUGUCUUUUGAAUCUCUUCGUAUCCCAAAACCUUUACAAAAGGGGACAUUUUGCAGAAUUGCUGAGUUACUGGCAGCUGGUUGGGAAAGAUAAGAGCUCUAUGGCAGCUGAGUAUUUUGACUCUCUGAAAGAAUACGAAAAAAGCUGUGAGGGAGAGGAAAGUAUGAUCUGCCUGGCCGAUCUUUAUGAGACCCUGGGACGGUUUCUUAAGGACCUAGGUCUUCUCAGUCAGGCUGUAGCUCCUCUGCAGCGGUCUCUGGAGAUUCGAGAGACUGCGCUGGAUCCAGACCACCCAAGGGUGGCGCAGUCGCUCCACCAGCUAGCAGGAGUUUAUGUUCAGUGGAAGAAGUUUGGAAAUGCUGAACAGCUGUAUAAACAGGCGCUGGAAAUCUCUGAAAAUGCUUAUGGAGCUGAACAUCCUCGGGUAGCCCGCGAACUUGAUGCACUUGCAACCUUAUACCAGAAGCAGAACAAAUAUGAACAAGCUGAGCAACUGAGGAAAAAGUCCUUCAAAAUACGCCAAAAAGCAGCAAGGCGGAAAGGCAGUCUGUGUGGCUUUGCUCUCCUGCGUCAGAGAGCCUUGCAAUUGGAAGAGCUGACGUUAGGAAAGGAUACACCAGAUAAUGCUCGAACCCUCAAUGAGCUUGGAGUCCUCUAUUACCUGCAGAAUAAUCUUGAGACAGCAGAGCUUUUUCUGAAGCGCUCCUUGGAAAUGAGAGAGAGAGUCCUGGGACCUGACCACCCAGACUGUGCACAGUCUUUGAACAACCUGGCAGCUUUGUACAAUGAGAAGAAGCACUAUGACAAAGCAGAGGAACUCUAUGAAAAAGCUUUAGACAUCAGGAAGAGAGCGCUGGCUCCAGAUCAUCCCUCCUUGGCUUAUACUGUGAAACACCUGGCAGUGCUGUACAAAAAGACGGGAAAACUGGACAAGGCUGUUCCCCUGUAUGAACUAGCGGUUGAAAUCCGACAGAAGUCGUUUGGCCCAAAACACCCUAGUGUAGCAACUGCUUUGGUGAAUCUGGCUGUCCUUUAUUGUCAGAUGAAAAAGCAGGUCGAAGCUUUACCUCUUUAUGAACGUGCGUUAAAGAUUUAUGAAGACAGCUUUGGCCACAUGCAUCCUCGCGUGGGGGAAACUCUGAAAAACUUGGCUGUGCUAAGCUACGAAGGCGGAGACUUUGAGAAGGCAGCUGAACUUUACAAGAGAGCUAUGGAAAUAAAAGAAGCGGAGACUUUGUUGAUAGGUGGAAAAGCAACUUCUCGACACUCUUCGAGUGGAGAUACAUUCAGCUUAAAAAGUGCAUUAUCACCAAACAUUUUCCUAGAACAUGGACAAAGGUGAUAUAAACCUGCUCAAAGAAAAGGCAGUCUCUAUUGCUAUUUUAAAGCAGACAUAAACUUAUUAAGAAAAUCUUAUUUUUUCUGGGAUAAUGUACUAUUUUGGGACUGACACCUGUCUUCAUGAAUGACAGGGAAACAAAUGUUUAAGCUUGAAAUCCUUCCAUGUUUACUUUGCAGACUGUAUGGUACAAAGCGAGCUUCUUUCAUUGUAUAUAGAUACGUAUAUUAACUACUCGCUCAAGUUAUAGCUAAUACCAAAACCAUCUGGAUUUGAUACCUCAUAGCCUAAGUGCCAGGACUGUGACAAGUUAGGUUCAACCAAUUGUAUAUACUCUGUUGGGUAGUUCUUAUUUCUACGUUGUAAUAGCCUGGCUUAGAGGACGUGGGUGGUUUUGUUUUGUUAGCGCUUUCUGCCUUUUCAAAAGCUUUUAAAGUUUUUUCUAAAGAGAGAGUAAUUUUGAAAAAGUCAAAAUACUGUUCCACCCAAAGUUUCACCUGCAGGGUGAUUUCAGCUUUUGGCAAACUCACAUUCAAGGGACUUGUGCAAAAAUAAUUGGCGUCCUCGGGAAACUAAUAUAUCUAACUAUAUCAUCAUCUACAGUUAAAGCUGUUGUCAGAUUCAACUGUAUUCACUAAAAAUACUUCCAGUGAGGAAUCGGACCAGGUUCCCUGUUGUUAACCCUUUAGCGCUACUUUCAUUAUUUAUCUCAUUGAACCCUGUAAAAUACAAGAAUGCUUGUACUACCUGGAAAAACCUAGUGAUGCAAAAUAGUUUGUCAUCAGAUAAAGAGAUGCUAAUCAAAUCUACCUGCCUCUUGUAUUUCUUAAUAACCUUGAAAAGUUUUGAAAAUUGGGAAGUUUCUUUGCAGGACCGGUACUGAUUAAGGAGAGAGGUGAAAGGAAAAAAACCCAAACAAAUCAAACAAACCAAAAAAACCCAAACCACCACACCCCAAAACCUCAGCCUUCUCAGCUUGUGUGUUUGUUGCCUGCUCUUCUCAGACCUGUUAAUUCCCUCCUCUAAAGACAGUGCUAUGACUUAUCAGCUGUCUGUUCUGAUUUUAGCAUGUAUAAUGAUACAUCUUGCUCUCUUAAAUAGUUUUCCUUAAUGUUGCUGGCUUAAAUAAGAAGCUACUUUCUAAGCCUUCAGGGUUGCAUCAGACUUUCCCCAUUUUGUGAUUUCCAGUUCUGAACUGUUACUCUUCUUCCCUUGCGUCACUUCUCUUCAACUUACUCAUAGGUUGGGCGGCUGCUUUUGGAAGAAAAAAGAUCAAUCCCUGAAAAGUGGCAGAUGCCAACCAUCCAUGGUCCGUUAGCAGAGAUGGUGAGGAAACAGUAGCUUACCCUCUCAACCUGAACAAAAAUCCCUGAUCUACAGAAAAUGAAACAAGAUCUUGAGUAAUAGUGGAGGGUCUUGCAGGCCGCAUGUUGACUGUAAGCUCCCGCAGCUAUAGUCAUAGCGCUCUUAAGAUAGUUGUUCAUGUAUCUGUACCUCAUGGACAUUAAAAAAAGUCAUUUGUAUAUCUGGUGUAUGCCUAGUAAUACUUCUGUGUAGGAAGACUCCACCUCAAAACAGAGUGUCAGCAGUUUCAAUGGAGAUUUAAUCAUUUAAUCAACAGUUG